Hordeum vulgare subsp. vulgare (domesticated barley) is the source of this 1478-nucleotide messenger RNA. Its product is annotated as GDSL esterase/lipase APG. Gene Ontology annotation, molecular function: hydrolase activity, acting on ester bonds. NCBI's taxonomy places the organism in Eukaryota, Viridiplantae, Streptophyta, Magnoliopsida, Poales, Poaceae. The transcript is spliced from 5 exons. The coding region runs from base 78 to 1136 and encodes 352 amino acids. Gene Ontology annotation, cellular component: apoplast. The record is from RefSeq and is a predicted model, not a curated record.
UCCAUUAGAGCAGACCGUGUGUGCUUCUCUUCCAAAGAUAAUCAGAGACUCGAUCAAGAGCUUGUCUUGAUUCUGCAAUGGGGGUGAAGAGCUGCCUGUUGCUCCUGGCUAUCCUCCUCCUGACGGGGAUUCAUGGUGGGGAGGCGCAGCCGCUUGUGCCAGGGGUCUUCACGUUCGGCGACUCGACGGUCGACAUAGGCAACAACGACUACCUCCACACCCUCAUCAAGGCGGACUUCCCUCCCUACGGCAGGGACUUCCCCAAUCGCGUGGCCACCGGGAGGUUUUGCAACGGCAAGCUGGCCACCGACAUCACUGCUGAUACACUUGGGUUCACAAGCUACCCGCCGGCAUAUCUCAGCCCGCAGGCUUCGGGGAAGAACCUUCUGAUCGGUGCCAACUUCGCGUCGGCUGGAUCCGGCUACUACGAUCACACGGCGCUUAUGUAUCAUGCCAUCCCUUUCUCCCAACAAUUGGAGUACUUCAGGGAGUACCAGUCCAAGCUGUCAGCGUUUGCCGGGAGCAGCCAGGCCAAGUCCAUCAUCAGCGGCUCGCUGUACAUCGUCAGCUUCGGUGCAAGUGAUUUCGUGCAGAACUACUACAUCAACCCCCUGCUCUUCAAGACCCAGACCGUCGACCAGUUCUCGGACCGCCUUGUCAGCAUCUUCGUCAACAGUGCAACACAACUCUACGGCAUGGGAGCGCGGCGCAUCGCGGUGACGACGCUGCCGCCCCUGGGCUGCCUACCCGCAGCGAUCACGCUGUUCGGGCACGGGAGCACCGGGUGCGUGUCGAGGCUCAACAGCGACUCCCAGAGGUUCAAUGGGAAGAUGAGCGCCGCCGUGAGCUCCCUAGCGAAGCGGUACCACGACCUCAAGAUCGCCGUCUUCGACAUCUACACGCCCCUCUACAGCCUCGUCACCUCCCCUGGAGAUCAAGGGUUCACGGAGGCGAAGCGGGGAUGCUGCGGGACGGGGAAGGUGGAGUUCACGGUGUUCCUCUGCAACCCCAAGUCGGUGGGGACGUGCUCGAACGCGACGACCUACGUGUUCUGGGACGCCGUCCACCCGUCGGAGGCGGCCAACCAAGUGAUCGCCGACGCCCUCCUCGUCACCGGCAUCGACCUCGUCACAUAAUAAACCAGGCACCGGUCGGCUAGCGUCGUCGGUCGGAGGAUGACGAUGGCGCACGCUUUUCAGGCGCCCUGAAGGGAAAAUAAUGUGUGCACUGCCCAGAGCUCCGGUGCCAAGCCUGUCCAUGUGGCGGGAGGGGUGGUUACUUUCUCAGGCUGUGUCACUCGCUAUAUCGCCAGCGUUGUAGCUAGGGAGUGGGACAUAUGGUUUAUACGUACGAAAAGCUCAAAGUCAUGGGUGCACGCUGCAAGGGCACUGGAUCUUUUCUUUUUUCUUUCAUGUACCGUGUUCUUUUAGCAAAUUAUUGCAUGGCUCCUUUUGAACAGAAACCAUGUUUCAAGUUUC